AUGUUCAUUCUUGGAAUCAUCGUCUUCUUAAUAUGCUACCAGGCACCCUUGGUCAACACUGCAAAUCCCAAAUUCUUCCCAUGUGAUGAUAAAAUCACCUGGCAUGGUGACUUUUCUGUAGACUGCCAGCAAAGAAACCUCACAAGGGUUCCUCGGAUCAAAUCUCUCUCUGUUGUAUCACUGAACCUAGAUGGAAAUCGGAUUCGUCAGAUCAAGCAUGAUGACUUCACAGGCAUACCGAACCUACAGUCACUUAGUCUGAGCUGGAACUGUCUGCCAGAUCGACUUAAGUCACUGCACACACCAUCAUGCAAUCUGACAAUAGAUCCGAACGCUUUCGUCAGCCUCAAGAACCUCAGCUCACUCCUGUUAGCAGGAAAUAGCUUAACUUCCAUCCCUCUUCUACCAGAACACCUUAGGAUCCUGGGACUGGAAUAUAACCACCUCUUUUACAUUGACCAACCUCUAGGUACGCCAUUCCUCAAACAGCUACUACUUGCAAAAAACUGCUACUAUGCCAACCCCUGCAACCAGGCCUUCUUCAUUAGCCCACGGGUGUUUCAGGACCUGCCAGAGCUUCAGAACCUCACCCUUGGUUUCAGCAACGUGACAUAUAUUCCCACAAACCUCCCCCGUUCCCUGGAAAGCCUGGACUUACAAGAGAACAACAUCACAGAAAUCACAGAGGACUCCUUUGCAAACCUUACCCGGCUUUACUACCUCGACCUGGCGUGGAACUGCCAACGAUGCGACCAUGCUGCUCAGCCAUGCUUCCCAUGCCCCAACGACACAGCUCUCCAACUGCAUCCACGUGCCUUUCAUGGCCAGGCUGAAUCACUAACUACCCUCAGCCUCCGAGGUAACUCCCUCCGCUCUAUUACCCAUGGACUCUUUGCCCCACUAAAAAAGCUUCAGACUCUUGACCUCUCAGACAACCUUCUUGCCUAUCCCAUUCAAAAUGGCACCUUUUUCCAGGAGUUACCAAAGGUCCAAUCACUGAACCUUCGUUAUAACUAUGAGCCGCUUAAAAGCUUUUCUGAACUAGUCCUGUCACCUUCCAUUGGCAAAAUGACUUCAUUAAGGUACCUAUUUCUGAGUGGGUUUUUCUUUCAUCAGCUAACCAACCGGAGUAUUGAGCAUCUUAUCCGCUUGCCAGGGCUUGAGUACCUGGAGUUGCGCAUGAACUUCAUCAAUUCUUGCAACAUGAGUGCCCUCAACCAGUUAAAAGCUCUGAAAAAGGUGGUGCUGUCCCAGAAUAUGAUUAGCUUUAAUCCAUGCAGCUCAGCCAAACAUACUGAAUGGCAGUCAAACCCCCUGAUACAAGUUAAUAGAGAGAAUGAUCAGACCCGUAAUCUUGUAGACUCCGACAAUGAAAGACUACAAUCUGGACAGGAGAUCGGCGGAGAGGAUGCAUGUCCCCUGGGUUAUUCCAUGAAGUUUUUUCAAGCACAGCUCUGCAAGAAAAAGAUAUUUUUUGAUCUAUCCCAGAAUAACAUCCCACUCUUAAAUGCAAGUGUCUUUAGAGGUAUAGAAAAAGCUGAGUGCUUAGACCUGUCCUACAACUAUAUGAGUCAAACCUUAAAUGGCCAGCAAUUUUCUCCCCUUAGCAACCUGUCAUACCUUAACCUGGCAUAUAACCGCAUUGACCUGUAUUUUGAGGAGGCCUUCCAGGAGUUAGCACCCACUCUGAAAGCUCUGGAUCUCAGCAAUAAUGAAUUCCAUUUCCUUAUGCGGGGAAUGGGUCACAACUUCACAUUCCUGAAAAAACUGACCUCGCUGGAAGCACUAAGUCUUUCAAACAACAACAUUGGCAUUCGGAUAUCCAAAAAUCUGACAAGUGCUUCCCUUAAAUAUUUAUUUUUCUCCGGGAAUCGUCUGGACAUCAUGUGGGACUCAAGGGGUGAUCAAUAUUUACACUUCUUCCAGAAUUUAACUAACCUUACACAUCUGGACAUAUCCCAGAACCAGCUCAUAUCAUUUUCCCCAGAGGCAUUUAUCAACCUUCCUCCAAGUCUACGUGUGCUCAGAGUUGAUUCCAACCUGCUAAAUUACUUCCCGUGGAGAAACAUCUCAGUUCUAGGUAAACUCUGCUAUCUGAACCUCAGCGGAAACCAUCUUUCAGACUUACCCGACAUUGCCAUUCAAUUUGGACCCAAUCUCACGAGCUUGGACCUGAGCCAUAACCGUAUCAAUGCAAUUCCAGAGGCCUUCUUCAGCCAGGCAACAGCCCUUAAGAACCUUAUGCUAAACAAUAACCAGCUCAUGACUCUUGAGUUCUUAAGCUUUCCUCCUGCAGUACGAGGUGUCACUGACAUCUGCCACAGAUUACCUUGCAAACUGACAUUGCAUGUGAACCCUUUCACUUGCAGCUGCUCCAGUUCCUGGUUUGCCGAAUUUCUGCGAAAGACCCCUGUUAAUGUCCCACACCUGACCACAGAUGUCCGAUGUGAGUUCCCAGAAUCACAGCGUGGGGUAAAUGUCUUGUCUAUAGACCCACGUUCCUGCCAGGAGAUAUUUGGCAGUGUGGCCUUCCUAUCUACGCUCCUUUUGAUUAUUUUAGUGACUUCUCUCCCACUUAUGAGACACCUUUAUGGCUGGGACCUGUGGUACUGCAUCCAGAUACUUUGGGCAGGACACAAGGGCUACACCCCGCUUAAUGGUAACAGCAAGGAAGAUGGCCAGUUUGAUGCAUUUGUGGUAUUUGACACAAAGAACCAGGCAGUUAGGGAUUGGAUCUACAAUGAAAUGAUCAUCAACCUAGAAACCAGUGGGAGGAGGAGGUUCAGGCUAUGCUUGGAGGAGCGAGACUGGGUACCAGGCGUUUCGUGCAUUGAGAACCUUCACAAUGCAGUUUACAACAGCAAGAAAACCGUAUUUAUACUCACUAAUCCAAAUGGGUACGCUCGGGUAAGUGGGGUGGUCCGGCAAUCAUUUCUCCUUGUACAGCAGAGGUUGCUGGAUGAGAAGGUAGAUGUGGCAGUUCUUGUUUUGUUGGAUCCUCUGUUUCCCAAGCUAAAAUAUCUCCAGAUGAGAAAGAGGCUGUGUAAGAAGUCAGUUGUGUCCUGGUCCAGGAACCCACGGGCCCAGCCGCUGUUCUGGAAUCACUUACGCAUGUCUCUGGCUUCAGACAACAAACAAUUCUAUGACAAAAACAUCAUGGAGAGCUUUCUAUCACAUGACUUAUUGUGA
Molecule: messenger RNA, 3189 nt
Organism: Chanos chanos (milkfish)
Lineage: Eukaryota; Metazoa; Chordata; Actinopteri; Gonorynchiformes; Chanidae
Gene: tlr9
Product: toll-like receptor 9
Exons: 1
Coding region: 1-3189 (1062 amino acids)
Biological process (GO): defense response to virus; positive regulation of interleukin-6 production; canonical NF-kappaB signal transduction
Cellular component (GO): plasma membrane
Molecular function (GO): protein binding; pattern recognition receptor activity
Source: RefSeq, a predicted model, not a curated record